Messenger RNA from Peniophora sp. CBMAI 1063, 951 nucleotides. Lineage: Eukaryota; Fungi; Basidiomycota; Agaricomycetes; Russulales; Peniophoraceae. The record is from the annotation of a GenBank genome assembly.
AUGCCGUCCAUCGCCCCCGAUAUUCGCGCCGCCGGCCUCGCCGCGAGAGACAUGUUUGACGCGCUCAAAUUCGGCGAGGACGUAGCUGAUAUCUCGCUUUCCUCGCGUUACGAACACCUGCGAAGUGAACUUGUGCGCCUCGCAGACCAUGUGCUCAGGGCGUCACAAAGGCACUACAUGUGGGACGUGGACUCUGAGGCUUAUUACGACGUCACAAGAACGCAGAAUGGCGCCAAGGCGACUAAAGAACAAGACUUUCGUGAGCAAUUUCGGCCUAUCGACGUGGCGGAAACCAUCCGCGAAGGAUGUGCCCUCAUGGACAAGAAGCGCCGUGUGCAGGCCCUCUACCUUCCGGGGGUAAUCGAGCCCAAAAGACAGGCAAUGAAGGAGCCUAUAGUCCCAUCAAAAGAUCUCGCUACGCUAGGGCGUGACCCAACCAGGACGCAACACUUACUGCAAGCCUGGGUGGUCGAGAUGGAGGAUAGCGCAAUAAUUCUCUCCUGCGCACUGGCCAUUGUACAUCCGGAGCAGUUCGAGCUCAGCCUUCGAUGUCUGGAAAAGUUAUGCGAAGAAGAUGAGUUCGCCAGCAUUGCAGAACAGUGGGCUUUUGCCUUCUCUGCGGUGUCGGUCAUCAGCAAUCGGGAGACGCCGGAACAUCGCGAUAAGAGUAGCGGAGGCUACGGCAUGUUCGACUUGCUCCUGAGCAUCGGCGGGUGCCCGCGAACGGCUUUAGAGCUCCCCGGUCUUGGGGUCCGUUUUGCGUACGAGUCGGGCACAAUCGUCCUCUUCUCCGGUCACGUUCACUUGCACACCGUGUCCCCAUCGGAGAAGGAAAGGAUGUGCAUAGCCUGCUACGCUCGCAAAGCAGUCCAUCACAAGUUCGGCCUGAAUCUGCCUAGUAGUGUGACUAUUCAGGAGCUUUUAUCUGAUGAUUUUACGUACGUUCCAUAG